Messenger RNA from Prorocentrum cordatum, 411 nucleotides. The record is from the annotation of a GenBank genome assembly. Lineage: Eukaryota; Dinophyceae; Prorocentrales; Prorocentraceae.
GACUCCUCGGGCAUCGCGGCGCUGGACCGGGCGGCGUCGGCCGUGCGCGAGGGGACGUGCAACCCCGCUGUGGCGAGCUCGGCGAACUUCCUGCACCCCAGCCAGAUGCUGCAGUUGUCCCUCGCCAGCGUCUUCGGCGGCUCGCUCUUCGCCGCCAGCGGACGCACGCGCGUCUUCGACGCCAGCUGCGACGGCUUCACCCCCGCGGAGGCCGCGUGUGCGGUCCUGCUGCAGAGGAUACCAGAGGACGAGGACUACGACGAUCGACGCGUUCACUUGUGCGGGACUGCGCUGACAUUCAGCGGUUGCAACGCCGCUUUCGGCACCCCGAACGCGCCCUCGAUGACUGGCGCGCUCGCCAAGGCGAGCCGGGACGCGAGGAUGGACCUCCAGCUCCUGGACGUGGUCGAG